UAUUAUAAUUAGGAUGGGAAGCUGCAAUCUCGCAAUAGUGUUUAUUUAUAGCAGCUAUGAUAAGACGCUUAAAUCGUGUGCGAAAAAUCUUAUCUUCUUUAUGCUUUAUUUUUAGACGCAUUAUUCUAAUAUUACAUUCUUUGUAUUUAUGCUUCGGUCAAUGUCCUUGAAAUAAGGGAACGACCCCUAAGUAUGAUGAGCCCCCGAACCGCGUAUUACGAAUUUAGUGCUAAAGCGGUAUACCUACAAAUUAGCGUAUAAAAGCAAACAACAUUUACAUUAAAAUUCAUUAGUUACGAGAAUAGCAGACAUUAUGGAUGAUUUAUGGAAUGAUGAUCCAAAUAUUAACCUUACUUGGGUCGAUAAUCCCUCCCCGAAGAUAGUCGAGGCACAUACAGGAGCAGAAGAUUUAAUAUCAACAUGGUCCAUGUUUCUCGAUUGCUCAACUUUGCUAGAAGUGGGAAAUUCAUUGAGGAAUAGUUUCGAGCCAGUGGUGCAGAUAUUUUGCCCUCCACUCCGAGAAAGUUGUUUGCAUUUUAAUAUUUCCGAAUGGAGCGAUAUUUCCGCUAUUAAAACCGAGCACAACAUUCGACUCAUGCUUAAAAGUACCGACCAGUUGGAACAUGAAGUGUUCGUAGGGUACGGUAUAAAAAUUACGUUGGCUGACUGUGAAAAUGGUAGUAGGGGUAUAAGAAUAAGUCAAGGAUUCAAUUCCAUAGUGCUAACCGAAGAAGCCGUAAAUCGUUUCCUCUCCGCUGUACAUUUUGUACAUCAAAAAUUGGAUUUUCUAAGCGAUUAUUCGACGUACUGGUACUAUCAGGACUUUGCGGAUGAAGUAGCGGAUGAUCUUUGCAAGGACGGUCUGUUCGAUGAACAAAACAUUUUGUCAAGAGGAAAAUUUUUCUGUCAAAAUCUUAAGUUACUAAAAAAGUUGGUUGCACACUCAUGUUUAAGAGAUUUUUCAUUUUUAGCAGAAAUUGUAAAUAUUCACCCUCAAAGAUUUGUAAAAGAUGUAACCGAGAAAAUGCUGAAGGAGAAACAAUAAAAUAGUUUGGUGAUAAGUUUGUUGUUUAUAUAUACAUAGGGAAAAGAAAAGCACCAUUUUCAAAAUGUAUUAUAUAUUUUCGCAAUAGCUACAUUAAAAUCGCAUAAUUAUGCAAAUUAAAUUUUACGUACUAUAUUAGUAAAUGGCUCGUAUUCAAUUAAAACAUCAUGCAAAAUUAUACAGUAAGCGGAGGUGUCGGCUGCAAAUGCUUCAGAUGUUUCAACUUCCAGUUUCAAGUCGAUAACCACAUUAUGAAUACUUUCAUUGUGACGAGUACAGUUGAUUACGAAUAUUGGUUGUUUCUUAAACUCCUCGUAACUGAGAAGAGAACUACUUUCAGAAUCGUAGUAUUGCGUCCGAAAGUUUAGAUAUUCUUCGUAGGCAUCUAUAUACUUGUUGUCCGCGAAGGAGAGAUUCUGCUGCUCAUACGGGUAUCUUCUGUUGUUGAUGUUCGCUUUUAUAUUUUCGACGCCUAAAUGAUCGAACUGCGAUGCAUUCUCUCCUUUUUGGUUUCGUUUCUUAGUCUGAAAGGCCACCAGAAGCCAUUGAGGUCGUUGAAAACCGGUGCUACUUUUUACCGGCCAUACCAAAGAGCGGGUUGAUGGCAAUGCUGGAUACGCAUAUAAAUCUCUAGCGUGAAAUGCUACUUGGAUCGGAACAUUUUUAUCAAUUCUACUGUAUAUAGACAGCUUCAUGGAAUCGUUAGGAAUUACGUAUGGAACCUUCCAGGUUACUUUACUAAGGCUAAUUUUCACCUCCGCUUCGCUUUUAUAACAGUCUUCAUCGGUUUUUGAGCGAAUUAAUGUUAGUUCUUGUCGUAUGUUGACUAAUGGUUUUUUAUACCCUUCCGCGAAUCCUAGCACAUGUUUUAGCGGUAUAGAUGCACAGAAGGCUGUC
This is a messenger RNA of Photinus pyralis (common eastern firefly), 1942 nucleotides long. RefSeq lists its product as uncharacterized. The coding region runs from base 314 to 1045 and encodes 243 amino acids. The record is from RefSeq and is a predicted model, not a curated record. NCBI's taxonomy places the organism in Eukaryota, Metazoa, Arthropoda, Insecta, Coleoptera, Lampyridae. The transcript has 2 exons.